Molecule: messenger RNA, 567 nt
Organism: Lethenteron reissneri (Far Eastern brook lamprey)
Lineage: Eukaryota; Metazoa; Chordata; Hyperoartia; Petromyzontiformes; Petromyzontidae
Gene: RPL27
Product: ribosomal protein L27
Biological process (GO): translation
Cellular component (GO): ribosome
Molecular function (GO): structural constituent of ribosome
Source: RefSeq, a predicted model, not a curated record
CCCCGGAAGUGACGUCACUCGCCUGGCGCCAACUGCCUCUCCCGGUGACGCCACUUCCUCUUCGUUCCGGCUCUCGCGGUGGGAGCAGCCAUAGCUAGCCAUGGGCAAGUUCCUGAAGCCGGGCAAGGUGGUGCUGGUGCUGGCGGGGCGUUACGCCGGACGCAAGGCCGUCAUCGUCAAGAACCAGGAUGAGGGCACGGCAGACCGGCCGUACGGGCACGCUCUGGUCGCCGGUAUCGACCGCUACCCGCGCAAGGUGACGGCGCGCAUGGGCAAGAAGAAGCUUGCGAAGCGCUCCAAGGUGAAGAGCUUCGUGAAGGUGUUCAACUACAACCACCUCAUGCCCACCCGCUACUCGGUUGACAUCCCUCUGGACAAGACAGUGGUGAACAAGGACGUGUUCCGGGACCCAGCGCUCAAGCGCAAGGCGCGUCGCGAGGCCAAGGUCAAGUUUGAGGAGAGGUACAAGACUGGGAAGAACAAGUGGUUCUUCCAGAAGCUGCGGUUCUAAUCUUGUCCCAGAUUCAUGCGCAAUAAACAUACAACCGGCUCUCCAGAACGUUAUUA